UUUCCUCAAGGUCUUCAACAUUGCACAAGCUUGAACAUACUGGACCUGUCAAGUAACAAACUUUCAGGACCGAUCCCUGCUGACAUCUCAUGGAGGCUGUCGUAUGUGUCAUCUCUGGAUCUUUCCUUCAAUAAAUUUUCAGGAACUUUGUGGUACACCACUGCACUAGUGUCCUAGGAGGAGAUGGAGACUGAGACGGAUCAGGCUGACCAGCAUCAAUGAUCAGUCCAGCAUCGGAGCAGUCGUCGUGGGGUUCGUGGUGGCCUUCUACUUCCCUCACUGCUUCAUCUUAUCUGAGAGGCUCCUUGUCCGGAUAAUAUGACCCAGUUGUUCUGGAACUUUGUCUGCCAUCAACUUCCAGAGGCCAAACAAGCACUUCCAACAGCAACUUUAGUUCUCACCCCUGCAGUAGCAGUUCACCAACAUGUAUACCUGGUACCCUAGCGAGUGUAGUGUUUUUUCUUCACUUUUAAUGCAAAUGGUGCAAGGUAUUCUCUUAAGGAAAAGAGCGAUGCACGGAAUUACAGGUUAUAUACUUGUAAUGUUUUUUGUAGUGUAUUUGAGGUUUCAAAAAAAGACAAAGAGUUAUAUUCGUGUUCACUCUCCCUAAUCAUUUUCUUGAGAGAAAUAAACUCCCAUCACAGCAGCAUAACAUAUCAAAUUUGAUCAGCUGAACUUAGAAAAUAUAUAUUAGCAGCAAGCUUGAUAUUUCAUAGGGGCGGCUGAAUCAGAAUAAUGCCCCUUAUGUUUUCUGCCUAGUAAGAGAGCAGACAUCUCAGUUCUGCAGUGUUGUCCUCCCUCGACCUUGAGGACAUCUUCUGAAAGUGUCCAGAUCUUCUCCACCAUGGUAUGUUCAUACUCUAUGUUUGAUUUUUUUGUCCAGUGAAUAUUUUUUUUAAACAUGCAUGCUAUAUGUUCUGCUAUGGCAUGCACACUUUUAAAAUUUGAUACUGAAAUAUGACCAUGUGGCAUGUAACAGAAUAAAUUGGCCCCAACUUGAAUAAUUAAUACUAUACUUUCUAAACUGUACCAGUUUGCGCUGUAUGCACAGGAGACACAUGGCCGUAUUUCUGCAUCACAAUGUAGGUAGUGUUAUAGGAAUGAUAUCCAUUCAUGUUUUCUGAAAAUCCAACAAUUUUUUUUAAGAUAAAAGGUUUUUUUUAGCCCCUCGGCCCCAUUAUUAUUAAUGGAACCAGAGAGAGCACACACAAACAGCCAUGCUCCGCAUGUUCAGCUACAAAGGAGAAGGAGGUCAAUUAUUUUGGAGUAACAGAAACUACAAAUUCACCUCAUGAGACCGUGAGGUCAGAGUUCUGGCAGGAGGCCUCAAAAUUCUAUUCUGCCAGGCGUUGAUGUAAACUCCCUCCACACAUUCCUCGCGGACAAUUCUACCGAGACUGGAGACUCGACGAUGCUGGGUUGGUCUUUCUGCCGCGUGCCUUCUUUCCAUACUCAUGUCAUGAGGGCAGCGCACUGCCUAUCAGAGCAGUUGGAUAAGGCUAGAGCGAUCAUGAUUCGCACUGAGACUGAUCGGGUGCUUUACAAUCUUUUCUAGAAGAUACAAUCGGGUUAUCUUGCAUCAUCGGUGGUCCAUCAUGGAGUAGCAUCAUAUAAGUCCCAGCAUUUUUGCCCAAUGUGGAAAAGUAAUUUAUAAGUACCAAGUGAGUGACUGGUGACCGGUGAGUCUUCGGAGACUAUUCACUCAGGAUGGGGACUAUUGGCAGUAGGCACACGGUUUGUCUUCCUUCCCUUUAUACUUCAGGGUUUGACUGAAGAAAAGUCCAUACUCAAGUGGAGGCAUUCUCUGUUUUAAAAGGCUGCACCCGUUCAUCUACUGCAGAUGUGGCUUCUGAUUUGCCUGGAUCAACUGGUGACGUCGGAAUUUACAAGCUGCAUGGCCAAGCAGAGCUGCUGUUUGUUUUACUCCAUGCUUGCGAUGGCUGAUGAUACCAACUUCCUCCUCUUGGUUUUACUCUUGAGCAGCUCAUCGUUGUGUUUUGGUUCUGAAGCUGAUAUCCAGUGCCUGAAGUCUGUACAGCAAUCAGUGAUUGAUCCCAACGGCGUGCUGAAAUCCACCUGGAACUUUGAAAAUCCCAAUCCCACCGACGGUUACAUAUGCCGUUUUACUGGUGUGGAAUGCUGGCACCCCGACGAGAAUAGGGUUCUCUCUCUCCGACUCGGCAACCUAGGACUUGAAAGCACGUUCCCUCAGGGUCUACAAAAUUGUUCAAGCAUGAUCGGCCUGGACCUGUCAAACAACAAUUUUUCGGGACCAAUCCCUAGCGAAAUUGCAAGGGAGGUGCCGUAUCUGACAUCUCUGGACCUUUUGUACAAUAGCUUUUCGGGUUCGAUCCCACAGAAUAUCUCAAAUAUGACAUAUCUGAAUAUCCUCAUCCUUCAGCAUAACCAGCUCAGCGGUCAAAUUCCACCGCAAUUCACUUUGCUUACUCGGUUAACCGCAUUCAAUGUCGCGGACAACUUGUUAUCAGGACCUAUUCCUUCUUUGCUACAAAACUAUUCGGCUUCGAACUUUGCUGGUAACCAAGGGCUUUGUGGUUCACCGUUGGAUGAUUGUCCCCCCUCGAGGAGGAGAUGGAGACCGGUAAAAAUCAAGCUGCACAGGCUCAACGACCAGUCGAGCAUAGGAGCGGCCGUCGGAUUCGUCGUGGGGUUUGUGGUGGCCUUCUACUUCCCGCACUUGUUCAUCUGCUCCGAGAGGCUCCGAGCCUACGUCGUCCGCAUAUGAUUCACUUGUUGUUCUGCAACUUUGUCUGGCAUAGCCUCCGGAGGCCAAAUGAGCACUUCCUGCAGUAAAUCUUUUUUAUCUUUGUUCCCUGCAGUAACGAUUAUCUUAAUUCACAUGAUAUGUAUGCCUGGCAACUAGCAACUGCCGGUGCUUGUUAAUGCACAUUUCAACUCUUCUAGAAAUAUGCGAGGCAUCAACUGGCCGUGAUUAUUCA
Molecule: messenger RNA, 2960 nt
Organism: Triticum urartu
Lineage: Eukaryota; Viridiplantae; Streptophyta; Magnoliopsida; Poales; Poaceae
Source: RefSeq, a predicted model, not a curated record